AUGACCCCAACUACCUGUGGCUGUGCUGACGUUGGGAGUAAGUCAAUGGCAGCUAUGGAGCCAACGAUCUUCCCAGCGUCUGAAACGGGCGAGGAGAAUCAGAGUUUGAUAUCUGAUGUACCCGGACGCUUGAAACACGGUGGUUUUGACGACGAUCUUCUUCUGUCCCACGAGGCUCAGUGCGACGUGUUUUACAUAGCAUGGGCUAUCCUCCUCGAGUGUUUCACUGGGCUCGAUAG
Fusarium poae is the source of this 239-nucleotide messenger RNA. RefSeq lists its product as uncharacterized. NCBI's taxonomy places the organism in Eukaryota, Fungi, Ascomycota, Sordariomycetes, Hypocreales, Nectriaceae. The annotation marks the transcript as partial. The record is from RefSeq and is a predicted model, not a curated record. The transcript has a single exon.